AUGUUGGUUAAGAGGAGGCGCAGCUGUGGAGGCAAGCGGUUUCGCUGCAUGCAGAUGAUUCGCACCUGCUGUCUGAAGAGGAGGCGCAGCAGCGGACUGCGGAGUAAAGCGGAUGAGCUGCAAAAAGAGAAGGAGCAGCUGCAAAGUAAAGUGGGUGAAGUGAAGGAAGAGCAGGUGCAGCUACAAAGUAAAGUGGGUGAGGUUGAUGAAGAGAAGGAGCAGCUGCUAAGUAAAGUGAAUGAUGUGUGUGAAGAACAGACGCUUCUGCAGAGUGGUGCGAAUUUGCAGCGUGAAAAGUUGGCGAAGCUGCUGCAUAAAGUGAAUUCGCUGUGUGAAGAACAGGUGAAGCUGCAGCGUGAGAUAGAUGCGGAGCUUGAAAUUGAGGCGGAGCUGCAGAGUCAAGUGAAUGUCCUGUGUGAAAUGGAGGCGAAGCUGUGGCAUGAAACAGAUAAUCAGCAUAAACUGGAUCCGAAUCCGUGUCCUCAAGCGGAUGCGUGGCAAGAUAAACUUAGGCGGUGGUUGUUCUCGGCAUCCUGGUGGAUGUUGCUGGCAGCCACAUGUAUUUUAUACAUCAGUGUGAUCCUGGACGGCGAGGUCAACAUCCACAAGGCCGUGAAGAACAAGGAUCCCUCCAUUAAAUGGCUGACCAUCUGCUGCGUCAUCUUAGAACUCACCAGCUUGAUGUGCUCUAUUUUAAUUGGUAUACUGAGAAUUAUGAUUGGAUGAAGGGGUGGAGUUUAGAGCUGCAGAUCGGUGUGAGAGUUUAGUUAACGAUGUGACUGGGAGGAAUUCAUGGACCAGUUGGGACUUACCUCGGACGGGCUUUGGAGUAUCGUUGCUAUGGCGAUAAAGGAUCGGUUCGGUAGAGGAGGGACUACAGAAAGAUCUACAGCUUCAGAGGAGGGAAUUUGGUGUUCCAGCCGCCUGGGAAGCCGUUCAGGUGAUUUGUUUAUUUUAUUUCAGCUCGUAAGGGUGCAAAGAUAGCUACACUGUGUGGAAACUACAUAUCCCAUGAUGCUUUGUAGACGGGCUACUGUUAGCAUGUGGCUAAUGUUCGGUAAGCAGCCAUAGAUAUCUACACUGUGUGAAAACUACAUAUCCCAUGAUGCUUUGUAGACGGGCUACUGUUAGCAUGUGGCUAAUGUUCGGUAAGCAGCCAUAGAUAUCUACACUGUGUGAAAACUACAUAUCCCAUGAUGCUUUGUAGACGGGCUACUGUUAGCAUGUGGCUAAUGU
This is a messenger RNA of Tachysurus fulvidraco (yellow catfish), 1236 nucleotides long. RefSeq names its product putative golgin subfamily A member 6-like protein 19. The transcript has 5 exons. The coding region runs from base 1 to 726 and encodes 241 amino acids. NCBI's taxonomy places the organism in Eukaryota, Metazoa, Chordata, Actinopteri, Siluriformes, Bagridae. The record is from RefSeq and is a predicted model, not a curated record.